GCGGGAGGGUGGGGGGAGGACGCGCGGACGACCCGCGGAGCAACAGACAGACUGACGGGCGGGCAUGCCGGAGGCCCGGCUAUAGCCCGGGCGCGGGGCUCCGGCCGCGGCCAUGGAGCGGCGGCUGCGCGCGCUGGAGCGGCUGGUUCGGGGCGAGGCCGGCGGCAGACCCGGGCUCGACGGCCUCCUGGAUCUGCUGCUGGGGCUGCACCAUGAGCUCAGCAGCGCACCGCUGCGGCGGGAGCGCAACGUGGCGCAGUUCCUGAGCUGGGCCAGCCCCUUCGUAACAAAGGUGAAAGAGCUGCGGCUGCAGAGAGAUGACUUUGAGAUCUUGAAGGUCAUCGGCCGAGGGGCCUUUGGGGAGGUUGCUGUGGUGAGGCAGAGGGACAGUGGGCAGAUUUUUGCCAUGAAAAUGCUGCACAAAUGGGAGAUGCUGAAGAGGGCCGAGACGGCCUGUUUCCAGGAGGAGCGGGAUGUUCUGGUGAAGGGGGACAGCCGUUGGGUGACUGCUCUGCAUUAUGCCUUCCAAGAUGAGGAGUACCUGUACCUGGUGAUGGACUACUAUGCCGGCGGGGACCUCCUCACUCUGCUGAGCCGCUUUGAGGACCGCCUCCCGCCUGAGCUGGCCCAGUUCUACCUGGCCGAGAUGGUGCUGGCCAUCCACUCUCUGCACCAGCUGGGCUAUGUGCACAGGGAUGUCAAGCCUGACAAUGUCCUGUUGGACAUGAAUGGGCACAUCCGCCUGGCUGACUUUGGCUCCUGUCUGCGUCUCAACAACAGUGGUAUGGUAGAUUCGUCUGUAGCAGUGGGGACACCAGACUACAUCUCCCCUGAGAUCCUACAGGCCAUGGAGGAGGGCAAGGGCCACUAUGGACAACAGUGCGACUGGUGGUCCCUGGGAGUCUGCGCCUAUGAGCUGCUCUUUGGGGAGACGCCCUUCUAUGCUGAAUCCCUGGUGGAAACCUAUGGCAAGAUCAUGAACCAUGAGGACCACCUGCAGUUCCCCCUGGAUGUGCCUGGUGUGCCAGCCAGUGCCCAAGACCUGAUCCGCCAGCUACUGUGCCGUCAGGAGGAGCGUCUGGGCCGUGGGGGGCUGGACGACUUCCGGAACCACCCAUUCUUUGAAGGCGUGGACUGGGAGCAGCUGGCGACCAGCACUGCCCCCUAUAUCCCUGAGCUUUGCGGGCCCAUAGACACCUCCAACUUUGACGUGGACGAUGACACCCCCAACUAUCCAGGGACUCUGCCGCCACCUUCCCAUGGGGCCUUCUCGGGCCACCACCUGCCAUUUGUGGGCUUCACGUAUACCUCAGGCAGGCCCGGCCCUGAGAGUGGCUCUGAGCAGCUGGCUGCUCUGGAGCAGAAACUCCAUUGUCUGGAGCAGGAGAAAAUGGAGAUGAGCCAGAAACUCCAAGAAGCCCUGCAGAGCCCCUCAGACCACCGGGAGCUAGAGCAGCUUCGGAAAGAGGUGCAGACCCUACAGGACAGGCUGGCAGAGAUGCUGAAGAACAACAAGGCCCCCUUGUCCCAGAUGGAUGGGCCUCCUGCUGGUAGCCCAGGCCAGGCCAGUGACCUACAGCAGGAGAGAGACCGACUCCUACAGGAGCUGGCUGAGGCUAAGGCCAGGCUUCAGGUGCAGAAGCAAGACCUGUGCAGAGCCCAGGGGGGGCAGGAGGAGCUGCUCCACAGGCUACAGGAGGCCCAGGAGAGAGAGGUGGCCAUGGCCAGCCAGACGCAGGCCCUGAGCUCCCAGCUGGAGGCAACCCAAGAUGCCAGGAGGGAGCUGCAGGCCCAGGUGGCCACCCUGAACCGGGAGGUGACACAACUCCGGAGACAGCAGCAGCGAAGCCUUGAGAAGGAGUCUUCCCAGGUCAAGACUGUGCACACCACUUCGGAGACCAAUGGAACAGGAUCACCAGAGAGGCCACAGGAAGCCCGGCUGAGGAAGGAGGUGGCUGCCCUGUGUGUGCAGCUGGAGCAGGCCCAGCGCCAUGGGCUGAGUGGGAAGGAGGAGGUUCUGCACCAGCUACAGGAGGAGAACCGGCGGCUGAGCCAGGAGCAGGAGCGGCUGGUGCAAGAGCUGGAGCAGGAACAGCAGAGCAAGCAGCAGCUGGAGGGCGAGCGGCGGGAGACGGAGAGCAACUGGGAGGCCCAGAUCACCGAUAUCCUCAGCUGGGUGAAUGACGAGAAGGUCUCAAGAGGCUACCUGCAGGCCCUGGCCACCAAGAUGGCCGAGGAGCUGGAGUCCCUGCGGAACGUGGGCACCCAGACUCUCCCUGCCCGGCCUCUGGACCACCAGUGGAAGGCACGGCGGCUGCAGAAGAUGGAGGCCUCGGCCAGGCUGGAGCUGCAGUCGGCGCUGGAGGCUGAGAUCCGGGCCAAGCAGAGCCUGCAAGAGCGGCUGACACAGGUGCAGGAGGCCCAGCUGCGGGCUGAGAGCCAUCUGCAGGAGGCCAAGAAGCAGAACCAGAGCCUGCAGCAGGAGCUGGCUGCACUGCGGGACGAGCUUCGGGCCCACGGGCCAGGGGACGCUAAGGCCUCAAACUCCCUGAUUCCCUUCCUGUCUUUCCGGAGCCCAGAGAAAGAAUCUGCCAAGGAUCCUGGCAACUCAGGAGAGGCCCCGAGGUCUGGGGUGGAGCUGGAGCUUAGGUCGGAGGGCCGCCGCAGCCUACGCCGGAGGGCUGUGUUCCCCAGAGUGUCUGCUGCCACCGCAGCCCCUGCAGAAGGUCCUCCUGCAAAGCCUGGCUCACACAUGCUGCGUCUCUGGAGCUUCCCGUCUCCUACCAAGUGUCUCCACUGCACGUCGCUGAUGCUGGGCCUGGGCCGCCAGGGCCUGGGCUGUGACGUCUGCGGCUACUUCUGUCACUCGACUUGUGCCCCACAGGCUCCGCCCUGCCCCGUGUCCCCCGACCUCCUCCACAUGGCCCUGGGAGUGCACCCUGAAACAGGCAGGGGCACUGCCUACGAGGGCUUCCUGUCGGUGCCACGGCCCUCUGGCGUCCGGCGGGGCUGGCAGCGAGUGUUCGCAACCCUCAGUGACUCGCGCCUGCUGCUAUUUGAUGCCCCUGACCCACGGCUCAGCCCAGCCAAUGGGGCCCUCCUGCAGGUGCUGGAUCUGAGGGACCCCCAGUUCUCGGCCACCCCUGUCCUGGCCUCUGAUGUUAUCCACGCCCCAUCCAAGGACCUGCCACGCAUCUUUAGGGUGACGGCGUCCCAGCUGACAGUGCCACCAGCCACAUGCACCGUGCUGCUGCUGGCGGAGAGCGCGGAUGAGCGGGAGCGCUGGCUGCAGGUGCUGGGUGAGCUGCAGCGGCUGCUGCAGGAUGCACAGCCGAGGCCCCGGCUUGUAUACACUCUCAAGGAGGCCUAUGACAAUGGGCUGCCGCUGCUGCCCCAUGCGCUCUGCGCUGCCAUCAUUGACCAGGAACGACUUGCUCUGGGCACUGAGGAAGGACUGUUUGUGAUUCACCUGCACAGCAAUGACAUCUUCCAGGUGGGCGAGUGCCGGCGGGUGCAGCGGCUGGCCAUGGUCCCCACUGCAGGCCUUCUGGUCGUGCUGUGCGGUCGAGGCCCCAGCGUGCGCCUCUUCACCAUGGCUGCACUGGAGAACAUAGAGGUGGCAGGCACCAAGAUCCCUGAGUCUCGAGGCUGCCAGACACUGGCAGCCGGACGCAUCCUUCAGGCCCGCACCCCUGUGCUCUGUAUGGCCAUUAAGCGCCAGGUGCUCUGCUACCAGCUGGGUCCAGGCCCAGGGCCCUGGCAGCACCGCAUCCGCGAGCUGCAAGCACCUGCGCCUGUGCAGAGCCUGGGGCUGCUGGGCGACCGGCUGUGCGUGGGCGCAGCCGGGGCCUUCCUGCUCUACCCGCUGCUUAAUGAGGCUGCACCGUUGGUGCUGGGGACUGGUCUGGUACCUGAGGAUCUGCCACCAUCUCGAGGGGGCUUGGGUGAGGCACUCGGCGCCGUGGAGGUCAGCCUUAGUGAGUUCCUGCUGCUCUUCACCACUGCCGGGGUCUACGUGGACAGUGCGGGCCGCAAGUCUCGCAUCCCUGAGCUACUGUGGCCAGCAGCACCCACAGGCUGGGGUUACGCAGCCCCCUACCUGACAGUGUUCAGCGAGAACUCCAUUGAUGUAUUUGAUGUAAGGAAAGCAGAAUGGGUCCAGACGGUGCCACUCAAGAAGGUGCGACCCCUAAACCCAGAGGGCUCCCUGUUCCUCUAUGGCACGGAGAAGGUCCGCCUGACCUACCUCAGGAACCUGCUGGCAGAGAAGGACGAGUUCGACAUCCCUGACCUCACCGACAACAGCUGGCGCCAGCUGUUCCGCACCAAGAGCAAGCGCCGCUUCUUCUUCCGGCUGUCUGAGGAGCAGCGGCAGCAGCGGCGCAGGGAGAUGCUGAAGGACCCUUUUGUGCGCUCCAAGCUCAUCUCACCACCCACCAACUUCAAUCACCUGGUACACGUGGGCCCUACCGACGGGAAGCCCAGGGCCAGGGACCUGUCUCAGGCUCCGGAAGGGAAGGGCCGAAGCGCCCGCAGCUCCGGCCCGCAGCGGCCCCACAGCUUCUCCGAGGCCCCAAGGCGCCCAGCCUCCAUGGGCAGCGAUGGGCUCGCUGGAGACGCAGACCCCAUGAAGCGGAAGCCUUGGACAUCUUUGUCCAACGAGUCGGUGUCCUGCUCCCAGGGAUCUCUGAGCCCCGCAGCCUCCCUGAUACAGGUCUCAGAACGGCCCCGGAGUCUCCCCCCAGCCCCUAAAUCAGAGAGCUCCCCUUGACACCCUCUGGCAGGGCCCACCCCAAUCCCAGGACUGAGGUUUGCGGGAGCAAACAGCUUAAGGAAUGCCACACUCCGGCUGGUCCGGGAUAUGUGGAAAUUUGGACUCGGAGGGGCUGGACUAGGCAGCAACUGGGAGGCUGGCCUGGGUUCCCAGGACUUGGGGCCUCACUCCCAGCCCCCAUCUGUUUCUUUCCCUUCCGCUUCUAGCCCCGGGCUGUGCCCAACUGGAAACAGAGUGGCCCCCCUUGUGCCCUAGGGGCCCCUCUGCUCUGAUGUCCAGGGGUGACUGUGCCAAAGCUCUCAUUUCCAGUGUCAAGCUCCAGGAGGCUUGUACAUGAGAGGGUGAGGAUGGAGAAGGGCCAGGUCCUGUGGAACAGUCUGGGGUCUUGGCUCUGGACUGUCCAGAACCCAGUAAGGCUAAGCUGGGGCAUAUUGCAGUUUCUUUUCCAAGUCAGGGUGGGAAAGAGAGGCUCUGAUAAGAGGCAAGGAGGGGAGAGAAGGAGAGGGAAGCAUGUAGGUGAAGGAGGGUGAGAGGCAAGUGAAUGGAAGGAGGUGACAAAGCCAUCCAGAGAAGGGGGGAUAAAGGAGGAGCCACGAGGAGGAGGAGGGAGCACGAGCAGAGGGAGAACACAGUUGGGGUCCUUUCUGGGGAUGAGUGGGCUGGGGACAGGGCAGGGCUCCAUGAGCCAACUGACUUUGGCAUCUAACCUGCCCAGGGGUGAGAGAGUUCCUAGACAGGGAUGGCAUGGGGAGGGUAUUUAUGAGGGUACUUGGUGGGAGGUGGGCACCCGACAGGGGCCACUGGAGGGUGUCUGGGUACACUCUGGCCCUUCCCAGAAAGGGGGAUCCUUUUUCUCAAAGCUUCAACCAGCUGUGUAUUAGGGGAUCAUAAGGGGCAUUUUAUUAUUGAUCACAGUCAUUAUUAUUGUUAUUAUAUUACUAUUUUUAUUAAACUUCCCCCUACUGAUGAGUGGGGGACAAAAUAAGUAUUUAUCUCCCUAAAUGCCAUAGUCCCGGGAGGGAUCAACCCUGACGCUCUGUGAGGCAGUAAGAAACCAAUAAAGACAACUUUGUAAGCUG
Molecule: messenger RNA, 5853 nt
Organism: Manis javanica (Malayan pangolin)
Lineage: Eukaryota; Metazoa; Chordata; Mammalia; Pholidota; Manidae
Gene: CDC42BPG
Product: CDC42 binding protein kinase gamma
Biological process (GO): peptidyl-threonine phosphorylation; actomyosin structure organization
Cellular component (GO): cytoplasm; cytoskeleton
Molecular function (GO): protein serine/threonine kinase activity; ATP binding
Source: RefSeq, a predicted model, not a curated record